Molecule: messenger RNA, 3363 nt
Organism: Cyprinodon variegatus (sheepshead minnow)
Lineage: Eukaryota; Metazoa; Chordata; Actinopteri; Cyprinodontiformes; Cyprinodontidae
Gene: c6.2
Product: complement component 6
Exons: 17
Coding region: 334-3120 (928 amino acids)
Biological process (GO): immune response
Cellular component (GO): membrane attack complex
Molecular function (GO): protein binding
Source: RefSeq, a predicted model, not a curated record
AGCUCCUUCUCUUCCCGUAACAACCUUGAGCAGCAGUGUUAUAUGAGAACUUUCUGUACACUGAUCAAGUUUUUUUAUUUUUUUAUUUAUAUAUUUGAUGUGGUUUCUGACACUGAUUGGUAAACUUAAACCAUGGGACUUCCCAGAGCAUCCCUGCUGUUUUAUAACAGCCCCUAACAGAGAGCUCAGACUCAGAUCUGCCUGCAGUGCAGCGUUCAUCAGCUCUGCUUUUGCUCUUAAAUUCCUGCAGAUAUCUGUCUGAAACCCACUGCUGCAGAAGAACUCAUCUGGAAACUUGUUAAGCAAGGGGUGAAAACAUUUCAAGUGUCAGCAAUGGCUCCUAGCUGCAGCUUGAUGCUGCUGAUGUUCCUCAGCUGCAUAUCGGGGAGCCUGGCCUGUCACUGCGACCGUUACCCCUGGACCUCCUGGUCCAUCUGCACCACAACCUGCAACUACGGCACUCAGUUUAGAAGCAGGAGGCCUCCUUCUGGUGAUGAUUCUUAUUAUUGGAAGAACAGCUGCCAACAGCUGUGUGCCAAAUUUGAAUCAAGGGCUUGUAACGAGCAGGCUUGUCCGAUUAACUGCGUGUUGUCGGAGUUUACCCAGUGGUCCGACUGCUCGCCCUGCGCCAGGAAGCAGUUUCGGACUCGGUCUGUUGUGAGACCUUCGCAGUUCGGUGGAUCGGAAUGCAGCGUGGAACUGACCGAGGAAAGGCCUUGCUAUCCUUCCAAAGAAUGCCAGUUACCGUCUGUGGACUGCAGAGAUGACUUCAAGUGUGACAACGGGCGAUGCAUUAACUCCACACUGACGUGCAACGAACAGAACGACUGUGGAGAUAACUCAGAUGAGAGGGAUUGCAAAACCUUUAAAGUUGUCUGUCCUGACAAGAGAGUGGCUCCCGGGGCUGAUCUGGUUGGAAAUGGAUUUGAUGCUCUGGCAGAAGAGCCAAGAGGAGUGGUGCUGGACAACAUGUUCAUGGGAGGAAGCUGCGUCAUCAAGCGGCCCCCAAGCACGCUUCUCUACCAUCGAGUUCCACACAACUUUAAAACCUUUGACAUUAAGGUUGGAGUGCUGGAAGACUUUAGCACUGAACCCCAGGAGGUGGUUUCUGAGUCCGUCGAGAUAAAGAGAACGAGGCAAAGUGAAACCGGGAGCCAUGAUCCACGUGGCUUUCUGUUUCUUCUCAUUGUUUUCCAUAGUUCUUCUGGUUCACGUCUUACUUCCAACAAGUUUGCAUUUGAGGCUUCAAAGAAAAAGGACUCCAAGUUUUUCCGAGUGCACCAAGUUCUACCGAUUUCUACAUUUACAGUAAAGGAGCCACAGGACCUCGUCCUUUCUCUGCCAUUUCAGCAGUUCCUACACGCUCUCCCCCUGGAUUACAACUACGCCCUCUACAGGGAAAUCUUCCAGCGCUUUGGCACACACUACUACAGCUCAGGAAAACUGGGAGGCCACUAUGACCUGCUGUACCAAUACAGCCGAGAGGAGCUCAAAAGUUCAGGUGAAAGUGAUGAGCGCAUUUCAGGCUGUCUGAGUCGUGAAACCGGCUGGACUGUAAUCCUGUACAGUGAAUCCAGCAGCGUGUCCAGAUGCACCAACAACAGGAUGACUGAGAAAUAUCAAGGCUCAUUCAUCCAGGCCUCAGAGAAAUCCUUCUCCAUGGUGAAAGGAGGUAGAGUUAGGGAGGCGGAAGCUCUUACCUGGGAAAGAGAGGGCUCUGCUCCAAACAAGACAUCUUACAAGAACUGGGCCAAGUCUGUGCUCGAAAACCCUGCUUUGGUGGAUUACAAGGUGCUUCCGCUCAUAGACCUCGUACGUGGAAUUCCCUGUGCUGUCACAAAAAGGAGGCACUUGAGGAGAGCUCUGUUACAAUACCUGGAGGAGUUUGAUACCUGCAAGUGCGCCCCGUGUCCCAAUAAUGCCAGGCCAGUUCUCUCUGGUACCGAGUGCAAGUGUGUUUGUCAGACAGGAACUUUUGGAACCAACUGUGAGAAACGAGCGUCUGAUUACACAUCAGAUGCAGUGGAUGGUUACUGGAGCUGCUGGGGGCCAUGGAGUAGCUGUGGAGCCUCUAUGAGGAGACAUCGAACUAGGAAAUGCGACAACCCUGCUCCCCUCAGUGGUGGCCAACCCUGUGAUGGUCCAAACAAACAGGAGGAACCGUGCCAUAUCUCUCUUUUUGAAAGACAAGAAUCCUGUGACAAUGACGAUGACUUCACAGUGGGAUGGAGGGAUGAGCUGCCCCCUGGGGUGCAGGGCUGUUUGAGGCCCCAGAGACCACCCAACAGUUUCCUCAGGAAAGCUAAACAGUAUUACUCCUUUGGCGAGGAUGAGGAGUUCCAGUGCUUCACCGGAUUUGAACUUGAGGGUUUCCAGUUCAUCAACUGUCGUCCUGAUGGAACCUGGAGUGAACCGACAGGGAGAUGCAUCAGGAGGCUCUGUGUUGCUCCUGAGGUCCCAGAGAACAUGGAGCUGUUUCCAGCCAUGGCAUCGUUCAGAGUGGGCGAACGAAUUGGUUUCAACUGUAAAGAGAAAGGCCUGAUGCCAAUGCCACGCGGCCUGUACAGGUGCAGCAGUAAAAUGACCUGGGAGCCCCCACUGCCUGAAGACCUCCGCUGCACUGAUGGUUGGCCUUUCUGCUUGGAAGGAAAAUGUUUAAAAAAAAUCAAAGUUUACAUCCCUGAUGUCUUUAGUUCACAGUCGGAGAGUGUGUGCAUCCUGAAUGUAAACCUGGAUGUAGCCGUGUCGAUGUCGCCCUGCUCCUUCCUCGCCGGCCGUUGCCACGGUGACCCACUCUUCUACAUCACUGAUGGCGUGUGCGACUCGGUUGAUCCUUCAAAACUGGAGUGGGCAAAGUUCAGAGCCAAGAUGUCUCUUAGGAGUUCUUUGCACGUUCCCUGCAACCUGGACACCUGCUUCGAUUGGGAGACCUGCUCCGCCACUAAAAAGUGCCAGUGUAAAGCUGCUCGAGACUGUCCCAGAACAUCGGACCACAUGUUCUGCGUGAAGCUGAAGUCCACAAAGUUGGUCCGCAGCAUGAGCCUCUGCGCCAUGGCAGCUAUCAGAUGUAUCGGACAUGAGUUUGAAAUCCUCAAUGAGGGUGUUUGUGAAAGCAGAUGAUGGCCCAACACCAGUUUUUAUUUACCUACAAGUGACCUUUCAUAUAAAAGGGAUAAAAAUACAUUUUAAUGUAGCUAGAUAUGAUAGUUUGUCUUGUGUUUCACUGUGAACCUUUGAUGGACUGGCGACCCGUCCUGGGUGGACCCCUCACCCAGAGAUCGGUCAAUAAAGAUAGUCCUGGCAGCAUUUCCAUUUGACUAACUACAUGUUAUUUUUACUUUCUUGUGCAUUAAAAGUUAAUAU